AUGGAUAAGGUCCUCAACCAGCGGAUCGCGCAUUCAAACCUGAUCAGGCCCACGGGCGUCACCAUGGACACAACCGCAAGUCGAAGCCUAUCGCCACGACGGAACAUGUCUUGUGGGUCGUUCCUAUUGCCAGACUCGGACGAUGACUUGGCGCAAAGCUUGGUGUCCCUCGAACCGACUAUUACAAAUCAGACUACGCCCGUAAACCCCAAGGCCAACCAGGUCUCACGGAACGAUGUCGUGUCCGACGAAGCGGCCAUCGACCGCCAGGAUCGUUCAAGGCACGCAUAUCGUUACCCACGCGUGGUGCAUGCGUACGGUGGGGGAGGCUUGCAAGAUGGGAUGCAUUUCGCAACGGUGACGGACGCGAGACGUAUCCUCUCUUUUGAUGGAUCUUGGGAGUCGUCUACGACGUCAAAGAAGUUCGGGUUCUGGGACAUCCGAUCUGGUACAGGAUGCCCGGGUACGGAGAUGCCAGAAGCUGUCAGUGAGAUGGAUUGGCCCUAG
This is a messenger RNA of Colletotrichum costaricense, 507 nucleotides long. RefSeq lists its product as uncharacterized. Lineage: Eukaryota; Fungi; Ascomycota; Sordariomycetes; Glomerellales; Glomerellaceae. The record is from RefSeq and is a predicted model, not a curated record. The coding region runs from base 1 to 507 and encodes 168 amino acids. The transcript is spliced from 2 exons.